AUGGAUUCUGCACCUCCACCGCCUUCGAAGAACCUCCUCAGAUUCCACCGGCGGAGGAAACUGCGACUCAACGAGACGCAAAUACCGGUAUUGACUGAAGAAUCUAAACGAUGUCUACGCAACCUCUCGUCGUAUAGAGCGCCUAAACCGCGUCUUCAGUUCCCGAGGUCGAGGAUGGCGGCGGUGUUGGUUGCGCUGUUCGUUGGGCGCAAGGGGGAUUUGUAUGUUUUGUUGAGUCGACGUUCUGCUUCGUUGAGGACGUAUGCGGGUGAUACGUCGUUACCUGGAGGAAAGGUUGAUCCUGGGGACGUUAGUUUGGAGGAUACCGCUAGGAGAGAAGCAUUUGAAGAGAUUGGCCUGCCGAGGGAUAGGAAGAAGGUGCCCCUGUUGUGUGUUCUGGAGCCGUUUUUGGCUGCGGAGCUCAUCGUUACACCGGUGGUCGUAUUGAUUCUCGACAAUACAUUAGAACCUAUCCUCAACACAGCCGAAGUCGCAAGCCUCUUUUCCCACCCCCUCGCCUCCUUCCUCUCCACAACCCCGCCCUUCCCAUCCGAGCCCGAAUCAGAGGAAGUACCCUACCACCGGUCGUUCGAUGUCGAAGCUACGGGUCCGUUCUCGAGUAAACAGAUGUUUAGGGUGCACGAGUUUCUGACGGGCCGGGAGGCGGGUGGGAUUAAGCCUGUGUUUGGGUUGACUGCCGCGAUGUUGAUCAGAGUAGCGACUAUCGGGUACGGCCGAGAGCCUGAUUUCGAAGUCCACCCGCCAGGCGCACCGACGAUGGACGAGAGGAUCGCGUGGGCUUUGGUACAUCGGAAGGUGUUUAAAGAUGCGUGUGAGAAGGAGGGGAUAGAUUUGGGAUUGGCUAGGCGGAUAGCGGGGGUUGAUAAAGAUGGGAGGCCUGUGAAGACUGCUAGGAAUUUGAAGGCGGGUGAGGGGAAGGGGAGGAGGAAGAGGGAGUAUAAACUUUAA
Coprinopsis cinerea okayama7#130 is the source of this 969-nucleotide messenger RNA. RefSeq lists its product as hypothetical. Gene Ontology annotation, biological process: coenzyme A catabolic process. NCBI's taxonomy places the organism in Eukaryota, Fungi, Basidiomycota, Agaricomycetes, Agaricales, Psathyrellaceae. Gene Ontology annotation, molecular function: acetyl-CoA hydrolase activity; coenzyme A diphosphatase activity. The record is from RefSeq and is a predicted model, not a curated record. The transcript has 8 exons. Bases 1 to 969 code for a protein of 322 amino acids.